Molecule: messenger RNA, 1245 nt
Organism: Linnemannia hyalina
Lineage: Eukaryota; Fungi; Mortierellomycota; Mortierellomycetes; Mortierellales; Mortierellaceae
Source: the annotation of a GenBank genome assembly
AUGACGACCAGUGGUACCCCUACUAUGGUCUCGGAGGUUCAGGAACAAUUGCAGCAGCUGCAGCUUCGGGAUAAGGCUGUUGAAGGAGAAACUGCAGUUACAGGAGUCGCAGGAGGAAGCGUUGAUUCAUCAGGGCUGACCUCGGCUUCGGGACGGCCGGUGUCUCCUCGUCGGAUCCAGAUGCCUAUCGCCGUUGCGCCCAUGGUCGACGUUACCACCUCUCACUUCCUGAAGCUAUGCCAGAUCAUCUCGCCAAAUUUCACUCUCUACACAGAAAUGAUUCACUGUAACGCUCUCGUCUACAACCCCAAGGACUUGUUCAACUUCUUUGGCGAGCCCUGGGAGGGAAAGGUUGUCCAGUUGGGUGGAUCGGAAUUGGAGCCUAUGGCUAAAGCGGCGCUUUUGGUCCAGGAGAAUGGGUAUAAGGAACUUAACCUCAAUGUGGGGUGCCCGAGUCCAAGGGUGCAGAAGGGAGCCUUUGGUGCCGUACUCAUGAAGACCCCCCAGACCGUCGUCGACAUCAUCCAAGAAAUGAUCAAAGUCGGCGUCAAGAUCCCCAUCACUGUCAAGUGCCGUAUCGGCGUCGAUAACCUCGACUCCUAUGAACACCUCUGCGACUUUAUCAGACUGAUAUCGACAACCACGCCGGUGACACAUUUCGUUGUCCAUGCGCGCAAGUGUUGGCUCAAGGGCUUGUCCCCAAAACAGAACCGGAGUGUUCCUCCGCUGAAAUAUGAAAUCGUCUACCAGCUGGCAAAGGAUUUCCCUCAUCUAACGAUUACGAUCAAUGGAGGGUUCAACACUACACAGCAGAUCAAGGAGCAGCUCGAACUGGUAGACGGGAUCAUGAUCGGGCGUGAAGUCAUGGAUCGACCCAUGUUCCUCACAAAAGUCGAUGCCGCAUACCACAACAUCCCAGCGUCAGAAUUGAAAUCAACCGAAGAAAUCAUCGACGAGUACCUAGAAUACGUCCUCACAGAACACACACGCGGAACACCCCACUCAAACGCAGUCGUCAUGGCUCCCCUAAAGAUGCUCUAUGGGGGACGGAGAGGCCGCGAGUACCGUCGUCGUCUGGCCGCCACCAUCUUGCCCAAAACCAAACCUCUUCCGGAUAUUGUCCGUGAUGUCCGGCUUAUGCUGGAGGAGAUGGAUUUCAAUAGCUCUGCUUCUGAGGUGGAGGCGGAGGUUGAGUUGGUUAAUGAGGAUGGAGAGUCGUCCAAGGUGGUUUCUGGGUGUGUAUGA